AUCAGAGACAGGCCAGAGGUCAAAGCAAGGUCAGAGGUCAACCCGACUCCCAUCACCCCACCAGAGGCUGACCCAGUCUCCAGUGACGAUCCAGACGUCAGCUCGACAGCCUCCGAACUUCCAGCGAUCGACUCCGACGCCGCUGCUGAUUCAACCGCUAACGGUGAUAUUUCAGACAUGGCAGAACCGGCUGACGACAGCAAGUUCCUCUUCCUGGACAAUGACUUCCGCAACAGUGGCGUGGCGCAAGCCGAAUGGGGGGCCAAGAAGAUGGUGUGGAUACCGUCAGAGAGGGAGGGCUUCGAACAGGCCAGCAUAAAGGAGGAGAAGGGUGAUCAGGUCCUGGUGGAGCUCUCCAACGGUCAGAAGGCGACGAUCAACAAAGACGACAUCCAGAAGAUGAACCCGCCCAAGUUCAGCAAGGUGGAGGACAUGGCCGCCCUUACCUUCCUCAACGAAGCCUCCGUCCUCCACAACCUGCGAGAGAGAUACUUCUCCAGCCUGAUCUAUACGUACUCGGGUCUGUUCUGCGUGGUGGUGAAUCCCUACAAGAUGCUGCCCAUCUACUCUGAGAAGAUCAUCGAGAUGUAUAAGGGCAAGAAACGCCACGAAGUGCCGCCGCACAUCUACUCCAUCACAGACAACGCCUACAGGAACAUGAUGCAAGACCGCGAGGAUCAGUCUAUUCUCUGCACAGGUGAGUCUGGAGCAGGGAAGACAGAAAACACCAAGAAGGUGAUCCAGUACCUGGCCGUGGUUGCAUCCUCACACAAGGGCAAGAAGGACGUGAAUCCUGAUUCAGUGGCUGCAGCUGUGGCCAAGCAGCAGCAGGCGGGAUCUCUGGCCUACGGGGAGCUGGAGAAGCAGCUGCUGCAGGCGAACCCCAUCCUGGAGGCGUUCGGAAACGCCAAAACCAUCAAAAACGACAACUCAUCGCGAUUUGGAAAGUUCAUCAAGCUCAACUUUGAUGUGACCGGCUACAUUGUCGGAGCCAAUAUUGACACCUACCUGCUGGAGAAGUCUCGCUGCAUUCGUCAGGCAAACACUGAGAGAGCCUUCCACAUCUUCUAUUACAUGGUGGCUGGAGCCAAAGACAAGUUGAAGGAGGAGCUUCUGCUGGAGGACUUCAGCUGCUACCGUUUCCUGGUGGCGGGUCACGUGGAGAUCUCGGGUCAGGAGGAUUACGAGAUGUUUGAUGAGACUCUGGAGGCGAUGGAGAUCAUGGGCUUCACUGAGGAGGAGAGAAUAGGGAUGUUGAAGGUGGUGUCCACUGUGCUCCAGCUGGGAAACGUCAAGUUUGAGAAAGAGAGGAACAGUGAGCAGGCUACCAUGCCGGACAACACCGCUGCCCAGAAGGUGUGCCACCUGCAGGGCAUCAACGUCACCGACUUCACCCGCGCCAUCCUCACCCCCCGAAUCAAAGUGGGAAGGGAGGUGGUGCAGAAGGCGCAGACCAAGCAGCAGGCUGACUUUGCGAUCGAGGCUCUGGCUAAGGCGAUGUACGAGCGCCUGUUUCGUUGGAUCCUGGCCAGAGUCAACAAAACGCUGGACAAGAGCAAGAGGCAGUCGUCCUCCUUCCUGGGCAUCCUGGACAUUGCUGGCUUUGAGAUUUUUGAGGACAACUCUUUCGAGCAGCUCUGCAUCAACUACACCAACGAGCGUCUGCAGCAGCUCUUCAACCACACCAUGUUCGUCCUGGAGCAGGAGGAGUACAAGAGAGAGGGCAUCGAGUGGAACUUCAUCGACUUCGGCCUCGACCUGCAGCCCUGCAUCGAGCUCAUUGAGAGGCCGAACAACCCUCCAGGCAUCCUGGCCCUGCUGGACGAAGAGUGCUGGUUCCCCAAAGCCACUGAUGUUUCCUUCGUGGACAAGCUGCUGAACACCCACACCGGUCACGUGAAAUUCUCCAAACCCAAACAACACAAAGACAAACUGAUGUUCAGUGUUCUGCACUACGCCGGGAAGGUCGACUAUAAUGCAGCUAACUGGUUGACUAAAAACAUGGAUCCUCUGAACGACAAUGUGACCGCUCUGCUCAACAACUCCUCCAGCAACUUCAUCCAGGACCUGUGGAAAGACGGUCAGUCCUCAUCGGCCGGCUCCACAUUUAACCUUUUCAACCCGAUCGAACGUGAUAUAAAUCUUAUAUCCUGUUUGUCCUCCGUGGUGGUAGCGGACCGAGUGGUGGGUCUGGACACCCUAACCAAGAUGUCAGAGAGUUCGGUGCCCACUAAAUCCAAGAAGGGCAUGUUCCGGACGGUGGGUCAGCUGUACAAGGAGUCGCUGGGAAAACUGAUGACCACGCUGCACAACACCCAGCCCAACUUCGUCCGCUGCAUCAUCCCCAACCACGAGAAGAGGGCUGGGAAGAUGGACUCCAACCUGGUGCUGGAGCAGCUCAGGUGUAACGGCGUGCUGGAGGGCAUCCGAAUCUGCAGACAGGGAUUCCCAAACCGUAUCGUGUUCCAGGAGUUCAGGCAGAGAUACGAGAUUUUGGCUGCCAACGCGAUCCCGAAGGGCUUCAUGGACGGGAAGCAGGCCUGCUGUCUAAUGGUAAAGCACCUGGAUCUGGAUACCAACCUGUACCGUAUUGGUCAGAGUAAGAUGUUCUUCAGGACGGGAGUUUUGGCUCAGCUGGAGGAAGAGAGAGACCUCAAACUGACCGUCGUCAUCAUCGCCUUCCAGGCACAAGCAAGAGGCUUCCUGGCCCGCAAGGCUUUCAGUAAACGUCAACAGCAGCUGACCGCCAUGAAGGUCAUCCAGAGGAACUGCGCCUGUUACCUCAAACUCAAGAACUGGCAAUGGUGGAGGCUCUUCACCAAGGUGAAGCCGCUGCUGCAGGUCACCAGACAAGAAGAAGAAAUGGGUCAGAAAGACGAGGAGCUAAAGGUAGCGAAAGAGGUGGCGGCCAAAACCGAGGCCGAACUGAAGGAAAUCUCCCAGAAACACACUCAGCUGAUGGAGGAGCGAGCGCAGCUGGAGGUUAAGCUUCAUGCGGAGACGGAGCUGUAUGUCGAGUCCGAGGAGAUGAGGGUCCGACUGGAGGCCAAGAAGCAGGAGCUGGAGGAGGUGCUGCACGAGAUGGAGGCCCGUCUGGAGGAGGAGGAGGAACGCAGCCUUUCCCUGCAGCACGAGAGGAAGGACAUGGAACAGCAGCUACAGCUUAUGGAGGCUCACAUCGCAGAGGAGGAGGACGCUCGGCAGAAGCUGCAGCUGGAGAAAGUGGCCGUGGAGGGAAAAGUCAAGAAGCUGGAGGAGGAUGUUCUACAAAUGGAGGACCAGAAUAACAAACUGCAGAAGGAGCGAAAGCUUCUGGAGGAGAGGCUCGCUGACAUGAGCUCUAAUCUGGCCGAGGAGGAGGAGAAGUCCAAGAAUUUGACCAAACUCAAGACCAAACACGAGUCCAUGAUCUCCGACCUGGAGGUGCGCAUGAAGAAGGAGGAGAAGGGUCGUCUGGACAUGGAGAAGGCCAAGAGGAAGGUGGAGGCGGAGCUGGCCGACCUCCAGGAGCAGCACGCCGACCUUCAGGCCCAACUAGCCGAGCUCCGUGCCCUGCUAGCCGCAAAGGAGGAGGAGCUCCAGGCCACACAGUCCCGCUUGGAUGAGGAGAGCAACCAGCGGGGGGCAGCGGUGAAGCGGAUUCGGGAGUUGGAGGCCAUGCUUUCAGAGCUACAGGAGGACCUGGAGGCAGAGAGGACGGCCAGGGGGAAGGUGGAGGCGGCAAGACGGGAUCUCGGAGAUGAGCUGAAUGCUCUGCGCACCGAGCUGGAGGACAGCCUGGAUACCACCGCCGCCCAGCAGGAGCUACGGGCAAAGCGUGAGCAGGAGGUGGCCCUACUGAAGAAAGCCAUGGAGGAAGAGGGGCGGAGCCACGAUGCCCAAAUCCAGGACCUGAGACAGAAACACGGCCAGGCUGUGGAGGAGCUCUCUGAGCAGCUGGAGCAGGCCAAGAGGGUGAGAGCUGGUCUGGAGAAAGCCAAGCAGGCUCUGGAGAAGGAGUCAGCAGAUCUGAGCGCUGACCUGCGAUCUCUCGCCAGUGCCAAACAGGACGUGGAGCACAAGAAGAAGAAGGUGGAGGGUCAGCUGAACGACCUGCACUCACGCUUCAACGAGAGCGAGCGGCAGAGGACCGAGCUCGGAGAGCGAGUCUCUAAGAUGACUGUGGAGCUGGACAGCGUGACGAGUCUGUUGAACGAGGCGGAGGGAAAGAACAUCAAGCUGAGUAAAGACGUCUCCACGCUGACCUCCCAGCUCCAGGACGCUCAAGAGCUGCUGUCAGAGGAGACCCGUCAGAAGCUGAAUCUGUCCGGACGUCUGCGUCAGAUGGAGGAGGACAGGAACAACCUGAUGGAGCAGCUGGAGGAGGAGACUGAGGCCAAACGGGGAGUGGAGAGGCAGGUCUCCAGCCUCAACAUGCAGCUGUCCGACUACAAGAAGAAGCUGGACGAGAUGUCGGGGACGGUGGAGCUGCUGGAGGAGGGGAAGAAGCGUCUGCAGCGCGACCUGGAGGCAGCCAAUGGCGAUUACGAGGAGAAGGCCUCGGCCUACGACAAGCUGGAGAAGAGCCGGAUCCGGCUGCAGCAGGAGCUGGAGGACGUCCUCAUGGAUCUGGACAGCCAGCGGCAGCUCGUCUCCAAUCUGGAGAAGAAGCAGAAGAAGUUUGAUCAGAUGCUGGCAGAGGAGCGCGCUGUGUCCUGUAAGUUUGCAGAAGAGCGUGAUCGAGCGGAGGCUGAGGCGAGGGAGAAGGAGACGAAGGUGUUAGCUCUGGCCAGAGCGCUGGAUGAGAACCAGGACGCUCUAGAGGAAGCGGAGAAGACCAUGAAGUCCCUCCGAGCUGAGAUGGAGGACCUCAUCAGCUCCAAGGACGACGUGGGAAAGAGCGUCCACGAUCUGGACAAGGCCAAGCGCGGUCUGGAGGCCAUCGUGGAGGAGAUGAGGACACAGAUGGAGGAGCUAGAGGACGAGCUGCAGGUCGCUGAGGACGCUAAGCUGCGUCUGGAGGUCAACACUCAGGCCCUAAGAGCUCAGCACGAGAGGGAGCUGCACGCUCGCGAUGAGAUGGGCGAGGAGAAGAGGAAGCAGCUCCUCAAACAGGUGCGUGAGCUGGAGGCGGAGCUCGAGGAGGAGAAGAAGCAGCGAGGUCAAGCAUCAGGCAGCAAGAAGAAGCUGGAGGGGGAGCUGAAGGACAUGGAGGACCAGCUGGAGGCCACCAGUAGGGGGCGCGACGAAGCAGUCAAGCAGCUCCGCAAGAUCCAGGGCCAGGUGAAGGAGCUCCAGAGGGAUCUGGAGGACUCGCGUGCAGCCCAGAAGGAGGUCCUCGCCUCAGCCCGGGAGUCCGAGCGCAGAUCCAAAGCCAUGGAGGCCGACAUCGUCCAGCUGCACGAGAUGUUGGCAGCAGCCGAGAGAGCUCGUAAGCAGGCAGAGACAGAAAGAGACGAGCUCUCUGAAGAACUGACCAGUAACUCCUCCGGAAAAUCUCUGCUGUCUGAUGAAAAGCGCCGUCUGGACGCGAAGAUCAGCCAGCUGGAGGAGGAGCUGGAGGAGGAACAGGCCAACGUGGAGAGCCUCAACGACCGGCUGAGGAAGAGCCAGCAGCUGGUGGAUCAGCUGGGUGCGGAGCUAGCUGCAGAGAGAUCUUCCUCUCAGACCCGGGAGGGAUCACGGCAGCAGCUGGAGAGACAGAACCGAGAGCUGAAGGCCAAACUGCAGGAGAUCGAGGGCCAGGGACGCUCCAAACUCAAAUCCUCCAUCACCGCCCUCGAGGUCAAACUGAGAGAGGUGGAGGAGCAGCUGGAGAUUGAGAGCAGAGAGCGUCAGGCCAACGCCAAGAACCUGCGUCAGAAAGAGAAGAAGCUGAAGGAUUUAAGCAUCCAGAUGGAGGAUGAGAGGAAGCAGGCGCAGCAGUACAAAGACCAGGCGGAGAAGGGCAACGUGCGGGUGAAGCAGCUGAAGCAUCAGCUGGAGGAGGCGGAGGAGGAGUCUCAGCGUGUGGCGGCGGCUCGCAGGAAGCUGCAGAGGGAGCUGGAGGAGGCGAGCGAGGCCAACGACACUCUCAACAGAGAGGUGUCUUCACUCAGGAGCAAACUGAGGCGUGGCGGCAGCAGCAGCGGGGAGGUGUCGUUCGGCAGCCCCAGCCCUCGGAGCAGCGGCGGCGGCAGCAUGAGGAGCUUGGGGCUGGGAGGGAGCAUCAGCCGGAGGAGCACCAUCAAAGAGAACUCAGUGGAGCUGCAGGAGGAAGAGCCUCGCUCCCCGUCUCCUCCCGCCUGCACCCCCCCUCCCGAGUCCAACUCCCCCUACGAGUAAAGUGGGAAGAUGAAAGAUUUUUACUCUUUUAAUUUAAAUUUUAAAGUUUAUUUUAACGUCUCUGUUUUUUUAGUUUGAAUUUGAAUAGUUUUAGUGUCUGUUGUAUGGAAAUAUUGGCUGCUUCAAUACAGUUUUCCUUAAAGGUUUAAUAUAUAUAUAUAUGACAUUCACUGCUACUAGAUUUCACUCUAUAGCACCAGAAUCUCAAACUGGCCCACCAGACUCCAUUGACAAAACCAGUAAUUUUAACUAGAAGAUAAUUGACUUGACUUCAAACUGGAGCGAAACAGAAUCAAACUGAUUAAAAGCGUCUCUGUUAGUGUUUCCAACAAUCACCAACUCUGGUUUGGUGGAAAUAAAUCCUUAAUUCACUGACGUAGAUGAUAAAAACAGCAGUUUCAGUCAGAGCAGACCGGCUAUGGAAACAAACCACAGAGAGGCUGCGAUACAACACAGGCAGAGGGAGAGAGACACCAUGUGACUCUGUAUAUAGAGAAUAUAAUGUUAGCUGAUAUAUUAAUGUUAUAAAUCUGAUAUUUAACCUUUAAGAAAAAAACAUCACAACAAACUUUUCUGUACUCUAUAAUUUCCUCUUUCUAGCUCUGUUAAGUAAAGUACUGCUCACCUUUGCUUUUAUCUCCCCUUCUCAGAAAUAUCGACGUACAUUAAUUUAAAAAAAUAUAUAAAACAAAUCACAGUUCAGGAGGCCGAGCUCAAAAAUCACCUGGACAGAAGAAUGAAAUAUAUUUAUUUAACCUCAAAAUCACAUGCAACAAAAUGUAAACUCACUGAUUCCAAAUUGUUUCAGCUUCAUUUUGGGGGAAAUAAACCUAAUUAUUUAAGAACUCCUACAAAAUAAAAGCAUCAUCCAGAAUCUGAUUCCCAGCUUAGAUUUUUAAAGUUUUUUUUGUGAAGUGAAGCCAAGAAAAAUAAGUGAUGUUUGUGGAUUAAUACAACAUAUCAUUUAUGUGGAUUUACUAUAUUCAGAUUUAUUUAUUUUCCAAGUAGUUUAAUGAAUUCCCAUAUAUAUAAAGAAAGUUUAACUCCUCUCAGUUUGUGCCGUUGGAGUCACAGAGCGAAAGUUUAUUUAAAGCCACCUAAAGCUGCUCUGAAGAUAUUUCCCACAAUCCUCAAACUGCGUCUGUUGCACAAUAAAACAGAUUGUUAACGUUUCUCAAGUAGCGACUUUUAAUCCAGCCAGAGUUUAUAUCUGUCCUUUUUGUAAAAAACACAGAACAGUCUGCAUGGAGCGCUGAUCAGCCUGAUCAGUAAUCAAUACUCACAUUAUUAAAGCAUUAAUCAACCUGAUCAGCCUUUAGCAGUUAGCUAGUCUUUCUGUAGUGGAGACUAAACGUUAACAAUGAUCCAUAUUAGCAGUUUGAAUCCAACUAAAAGCUCCCUGCACCAAACUCCCUUUAAGAAAUAUCACAUUUUAACAAUUCCUAACGUGUUCGUAACAACACGUAACUCUAGAAACACGAGCUAAAGGCCGUCAUAUGUCCACAGUCUGUGAAUACAGGAUCAAUAUCAUCCAUAAAGAUACAGUGUAUAUAAUCCAUAAAGAUACAGUGUAUACUGAUCAAUAUCAUCCGUAUGAUAUUUUUAAAAUUAGGACUUACAAAGUGAAAUCAAUAAAAAAAAAAAAACCACUAAAAUAAAUAUGGUAAAAACAAGAAAAACGUUUUAUUUUAUGUUAGGACUGUAGACCUCCGCCCCGUGCUGGUUAUUCGCUGUAACUGUCUGCUGUUCAGCCUUUUUAUUGAUUGUUUCUGUUCUUUACAGAGAAGUUUUCCAACCAUGACACCAAAAAAAUGCUAAAACUAAUUCAAUAAAAGUACUUUAGAGCAAACAAAUGAGAGCUGAAAGAGGGUGAAAAAGGAACCUUUGUAUCAGAAAAAAUGAGUCACAACUUGAGAAACGGGUUAAAAAUCUUAAAGAAAACAGUUAAAAGAGACUUUUAAGGAUUCUGGAAAUAUAACAAAUAUCCAGUAAAACAGCAGGAAGCUUCGGGGCACAAACUGAGGCAGGUUCUUCUCUUUAUGCACCUCCUCAGAGGGUUUAUUUUAUUUAGAAUAUUGUAUUUGGAAACUGAAUGGAAAACUAGAUUUGUAACCCGACUGUUGUAUAUUCAGUUUUGAGAUGGUGUGAUUGAAACCUCACAGAUACACAAUAUUUAACUCUAAUAAACGAGUACAACGGCUGCUGUGAUGCAGGACUUUCUGCUUUGUGAACCAGUGAAGUGCUAUUAAACUAAAUCCUUACA
Messenger RNA from Dicentrarchus labrax (European seabass), 8566 nucleotides. Its product is annotated as myosin-11-like. The record is from RefSeq and is a predicted model, not a curated record. Gene Ontology annotation, molecular function: actin filament binding; cytoskeletal motor activity; ATP binding. Lineage: Eukaryota; Metazoa; Chordata; Actinopteri; Moronidae. Gene Ontology annotation, cellular component: myosin complex.